CCUUUCCAACCAAACUCCCAGGAUUCAGGUUCAUUCAGCCAUAUAAAAGCCUCACCUACAAUGCCGGGUAACCCCAGAAACGAAAAGCCUAGCCGAGAUUGAACGCGUCCUUGCACAGAUGAUAUUUCCAGAAAAACACGGGACCGGUCGGCAAAUUGAUGUGUGUCCUCCCCGAAGAGAAAAAAAAAAAAAAAAGCGCCCCAUCGUGAAACCCGGGUUAGAACUAUCUACUGGCUGCCAACAUCCCACGAACCUCCCCCAACGGGGGCCAACGCGCUCCCGGCGUGCGACCUCACCACCAACCCCCCCGCCCCGCUCCGAACGGUUACCGAAGGCGAAUGGAGGUGCGUGUACACAGUGGUGCCGUGUUCUGCAUCAGGCCGCGCGCGCGGCUCAGCUGUGCCCACAGUGCGAAGAAUUACUUCGACUCGAGUCCCCCCGCAGCACGCGAGAGAGAGAGCACCACCUGCGAGUUCCGCGCCAACAAACCACUCGCAGUUCACACGGACACGGACACGGAUCGGCUUACCAUAGGUUUCAAAAAUAGUUUGUUUUGGGGCAUCCGAAAGCAAGUUGCGCCGCCGAACGGCUGACGUUUGCGUUGCGUUGCGUUGCGUUGCGUUGCGUACCCCGAGCGUCGUUGGUUGGGAGGGGGGAGGGGGAAGGGGAGUGUGAGGCUGUGCGGAUUAAUAUAUUUGGCAAACCCCUGCACGGUACGGUAACGCUUAUUGUAUACCACCCUUCACCCCCCCCCCCCCCCCCCCCC
Molecule: messenger RNA, 766 nt
Organism: Mytilinidion resinicola
Lineage: Eukaryota; Fungi; Ascomycota; Dothideomycetes; Mytilinidiales; Mytilinidiaceae
Exons: 1
Coding region: 119-547 (142 amino acids)
Source: RefSeq, a predicted model, not a curated record